Messenger RNA from Tripterygium wilfordii, 1121 nucleotides. Its product is annotated as adenylate kinase 4-like. The coding region runs from base 107 to 835 and encodes 242 amino acids. NCBI's taxonomy places the organism in Eukaryota, Viridiplantae, Streptophyta, Magnoliopsida, Celastrales, Celastraceae. The record is from RefSeq and is a predicted model, not a curated record. The transcript has 6 exons. Gene Ontology annotation, biological process: nucleobase-containing compound metabolic process. Gene Ontology annotation, cellular component: mitochondrion; cytoplasm. Gene Ontology annotation, molecular function: AMP kinase activity; ATP binding.
UCGAAUCUGUGCCUAAAAGCCUCUCCCUCUCUCCUGUGUCUGAGCUUUUGCUGUUUAAGAUAGAGAGAGAGAGGGAGGGGGGGGGGGGGGGGAGCCAGAAACUAGAAUGGCGAGCAGUUCAUUGGAUGAUGUGCCCUCCGUUGAUCUCAUGUCGGAGCUCCUUCGCCGCAUGAAGUGCUCCACAAAACUAGACAAGCGCCUCAUUCUCAUCGGUCCUGGCUCAGGAAAAGGAACCCAAUCACCACUUAUUAAGGAUGAAUACUGCUUGUGCCACUUAGCUACUGGUGAUAUGUUAAGGGCUGCUGUUACUGCCAAAACUCCCCUUGGAAUCAAGGCUAAGGAGGCUAUGGACAAGGGAGAACUUGUCUCGGAUGACUUGGUUGUUGGGAUCAUAGAUGAAGCAAUGAAGAAACCUUCAUGCCAGAAAGGUUUCAUUCUUGAUGGAUUUCCUAGGACUGUAACCCAAGCACAGAAGCUUGAUGAGAUGGUUGAGAAGCAGGGAGUUAAGGUUGAUAAGGUGCUCAAUUUUGCAAUUGAUGACUCAAUUUUGGAGGAGAGGAUUACUGGUCGCUGGAUCCACCCUUCUAGCGGUAGAACUUACCACACUAAAUUUGCACCUCCGAAGGCAUCUGGAGUUGAUGAUGUAACUGGGGAACCUUUGGUUCAACGCAAAGAUGAUACUGCAGCUGUAAUCAAAUCUAGGUUGGAGGCAUUUCACAAGCAAACCGAACCGGUCAUUGAUUAUUAUGCGAAGAAGGGCAAUGUUGCUAAUCUUCCUGCAGAGAAACCUCCGAAAGAGGUUACGACUGAGGUUCAGAAAGUGCUCUCCUCAUGAGGGUGGGCCAAUUCGACUUACUGAGGAUUUGUUUUUCUUCAUACAAGUACAAGAUGUUCAUGGAUUGCUGUUUAAAAUUAAUUUAUCAAAGACACUUUAAAACACACUGAUCCUUUGGGUUUUCUUCCAUUUUGGCCGGUAGGGUGGACGUCCCCGCCCUCUGUUAUCAGGAUUGAGGUUUAAACUGAGCUCUGGCGAAUAAAAGGUCUAUGGUUUUAGGCUUCUUUUAUGAGAUCUGUAGCUUUGACUUAGUCUCCCAGCAAUACAGCAUUACAUCUGAUUCGAA